UCCCCCGAGCGCCGCGUGAGGUGUGGGCGGGGCCGGCCGCGGAGCUGGUGGCUGGCUCUGUAACCUGAUCUUCGGUGUAGAGGCAGACUAGGAGCGUGGCAGUGAAAGGGUGGCAGCUGACAGACAUGAAGUUACUUGCCUAGACACACACCGCUUCAUUCUAUGCAAGAGGUGCAGAAAAUGAUCAACUCCCAGGAAUCAGUGGCGUUCCAGGAUGUGGCAGUGGCCUUCACCCCAGAGGAGUGGCAGCUGCUUGACUGUGACCAGAGGACCUUGUAUUGGGAUGUGAUGCUGGAAAACUUCAGAAACCUCAUCUCAGUGGGGGCCCCAGUUACUAAAACAGAAGUGAUCUUGAAGGUGGAGCAAGGACAAGAGCCAUGGACGGUGCAGGGAGAGAACGCAUGUUGGAGCUAUCCAGAAGCUGACUGUCCACAUAUUGAUGAAUCAGAGCAGCACCAGGAAAACAAAGGCAAUUUUUUAAAAUCAGUUUUGUUCACAUUCAGUAAAAUUCUGACUAUGGAGCAACUCCAUGGUUAUAAUAUGAACACAAUUCUUAAUCCUGCAAGAAAAAAAUCAUGUAUAUAUAAGUCAUAUGGGAAGACUUUGCAACCUACUUUAGAUGUACUUAAUUAUGAUAGAGAUUUAACUGGGGGAAAUGCUUAUAAAUGCAAUGAAUGUGGGAAAGCCUUCAAAAAGAAGUUUCAUUUCAUUAGGCAUGAAAAAAAUCAUACGAGAAAAAAACCCUUUGAAUGCAAUGACUGUGGGAAAGCCUACAGCAGAAGGGUACACCUUGAAACUCAUCAGAAAAUUCAUAAUGGCCGGAGACCCUUUGUGUGCAACGAAUGUGGGAAAGAUUUUAUGCAUAAAGCACAACUCAUGGUCCACCAGAGACUUCACACUGGAGAGAAACCUUAUGAAUGCAGUGAGUGCGGGAGGUCAUUCACUUGGCACUCCUCCUUCUCGCAACAUGUGAAAUCUCAUACACUUGAGAACUCAUUUAAAUGUAAGGAAUGUGGGAAAACCUUCAGGUACAGUUCAUCGCUUUAUAAACAUUCUAGAUUUCAUACAGGAGAGAAACCCUACCAAUGUAUUGUGUGUGGCAAAGCCUUUGGCAACACAUCUGUGCUUGUUACACAUCAAAGAAUUCAUACAGGAGAGAAGCCUCAUGGAUGUAUGGAAUGUGGCAAAGCCUUCAUCAAGAAGUCUCAUCUCCUCAGACAUCAGAUAACUCAUACAGGAGAAAAGCCCUAUGAAUGUAACAAAUGUGGUAAAGGAUUUUCCCAAAAGUCAAACCUUCUUGUACAUCAGAAAAUUCAUAUAUAAUAUUCACUUUAUGAGAAAGCCUUAAAUAUUAGAGAAAUCUUAUUAAAUAGCAGAUAACUCACAGUGGGGAAAAAUCCAACAGUUUAGAUGAAUUUGGAAGAGUAGAUGCUUAUAAAAUAAAAUGCCAGUCAUUCUGGAAAUGGUAACCAAGUUUUCACAGGAAAGAUCACAGAAAACAUUGAAUUAUAAGUAAUAAGUCCUUGGAAAGUAAACAAAUUAAAUCAAGCAAGCAAAACUAUACCAAGCCUGAUUUUUUAAAUUUAUAUAAUAAAUUAUACAAUUAUGCAAGUGUGUGUUUCAUCUAUACAUUAAAUUGUAUACAUUAAAGUACAUCUAAUAGAUUUCUGAAAUAAAUAUCACCAUUUUUUCUACCCAUCCUAGCAAUGUGCAAUGAGUAAAUCUGGUUUAAUAUAUAGUGUGCAUUUAAAUAUUAUAAUAAUUUGCUGGCACUUUUAAUGGGCAUGGCAGUCUCCUCUUUAAUGAUAAAAUGCUAAUAAAGAUAUUUUCCUGGGCCUCCCCAGUGGCGCAGCGGUUGAGCGCUGGGCUGCGAAGCUGAUGGCAGCCUCUGCUGUGCCGGUUCGAUCCCCAGCCGCCGGUGAGGGUCCCACAUGGCGCCCAGACCUCUCCUGUCACGCCCUCUGCUCCCCUCAGCAGUGUAUUUCAUCAGUCUGCCUGCUCUGUUCCCUGCUCUGUCUCUGGUGAAUCCUCUCACCCUCCCGCGCUUCUGACUGUACCCAGUGCUUGUAUAAAUAAAUAAAUA
Talpa occidentalis (Iberian mole) is the source of this 2083-nucleotide messenger RNA. RefSeq names its product zinc finger protein 684 (gene ZNF684). Lineage: Eukaryota; Metazoa; Chordata; Mammalia; Eulipotyphla; Talpidae. Gene Ontology annotation, biological process: negative regulation of transcription by RNA polymerase II. The record is from RefSeq and is a predicted model, not a curated record. The transcript is spliced from 6 exons. The coding region runs from base 163 to 1323 and encodes 386 amino acids. Gene Ontology annotation, molecular function: DNA-binding transcription repressor activity, RNA polymerase II-specific.